Hippopotamus amphibius kiboko is the source of this 1287-nucleotide messenger RNA. It is a transcript of the gene LTK, whose product is annotated as leukocyte receptor tyrosine kinase. The record is from RefSeq and is a predicted model, not a curated record. NCBI's taxonomy places the organism in Eukaryota, Metazoa, Chordata, Mammalia, Artiodactyla, Hippopotamidae. Gene Ontology annotation, molecular function: transmembrane receptor protein tyrosine kinase activity. Gene Ontology annotation, cellular component: signaling receptor complex. Gene Ontology annotation, biological process: regulation of neuron differentiation; cell surface receptor protein tyrosine kinase signaling pathway; multicellular organism development.
AUGGGGAGCACAGGUGGAGAAUGGGGCCGGGACUACAGCGGCAGCAGUGUGGUGGUGACUGUAGGAGCCACCGGGCCUCUGAAAGGCGUGCAGUUGUGGCGGACGCGGGGCGCCGGCCAGUAUAUGAUCUCCGCCUGUGGAGCCGCGGACGGCAAAGGUGCCAAGGACCACCUAUCAGCGGCGCAUGGAGUCUUCCUCUCCGCGGUAUUCUCCUUGGCCGCGGGGAGCUGCCGCAUCCUCGGGGGGCAGCAGGGAGAGGACGCCUGUCCCUGAGGAAGCCGGGAGAGCCAGCUCUUCUGCCCGGGAAUUUCCACUGAUGAGCACCCGGCGACGGAUGGGAUCGAAGGGAUUCCGGGAUUGCGACGCUGGACAGGAGGCGGCGGGGGUGGUGGGGGCGCCAACCACAUCUUUCGGCUGCGCCCCAGCGAGCCGGAGCCGCUGCUGGUGGCGCCUCAGCAGGCGGUCAGGCGUACCUGAGACCGGACUCAGGCCGCCCCCGAAAAGCUGCAGGACCGCUCGGCGGCGCUCGGGAGCAGCGGGAGAGGCGGGGCGGCGGGGGGUGAUGCCUCGGAGACUGACAUCCUCUGGACUGAUGGGGAAGAUGGGGUAUCCUUCAUACACCCCAACAGAGAUCUCUACCUGCAGCCUCUGGCAGAUAGCCAUGGAGAGGUGGAGAUUUGACUGUACCUCAGUUGCAGUUAUUGCCUUUUCAAAGCCUGCUAAUGGCUGGCAGAGCUCCAGUUGGCCAAAUGCAUGUGCCCAGAGGGCAUGGAGCUGGCUGAGGAUAACAUCACCUGCAUGGGUAUGUCCUGCCUGUGUCUGAGGUCUUUUGGGGUGCUGCUCUGGGACAUCUUCCCACUGGGCUACAUGCCCUAACCUGGGUGCACCAAUCAGGAGGUGCUGGAAUUUGUCGCCUGAGGGGGAUGGGUGGACCCUCUCAGGGGCUGUCCAGGGCCUGUGUACCGUAUCAUGACCCAGUGUUGGCAGCAUCAGCUUGAACGUCACCCUAGUUUUGCCAGCAACUUGGGUCUUCAAUACUGCACUCAGAACCCUGCUGUGCUGAAUUCACCCCUUCCAAUGGAGCUGGGACCCAUCCUGGAGGAGGAAGGGCUGGGAAGCCUGUCUCUGGGCGGCCUAAGGUCUCCACAGACCCGGGAACCAAGUCUGGGAAGCGUGAAGAGCUGGGGAGGGAGCCUCCUUGGCCCCUGGCUGCUCCUGGGCCUCAAGUCCUCCAAAUCCAGUGGUCUCCAACCUCAGAAACUUUGGAAUCCCAGCUAUGGCUCCUGA